CCGGUUUGUGGGCGGAACGCGACGAAUAUAGAUAAUUUUUCUUCUCUCUCUCUCUUUUCUUUCUUUCUUUCUUUCUCUUUGUCUCUUUCUCUUUGUCUCUUUCUCUUCAAAUCGUUGAUCAACAUUGAUCGUUCUGUUACGGCGUAGAGAUUUAACGAACACUUUGCUACCGCGGAACUGAGAUUCCGGCCAAGUGGACCUCAAGAGAGUGUCGUAGACUAGUAAGGAGACCAGAAUAAGUGGAUUCUGUACAAUCUCCCCUCGUAGCUGUCCACACAAAUCCCAGUAUUCUCUCAAACACUUUCAUUGAGCCUAUCUAUCGUUGUAUAGCCUAUUCUCCUUCGCUUCUCUAUUUCCAUCUAUAGCACAGUCGGGCUUCAAGUAUUGAUCUACAUACGCAAUGCCACAUCCGGAAAUAUAUUCUCGUUAAACAGUCUAACCCUGCAAUCAGCCUAUAUCUCGAUAUGUAGACUCCGCCUACCCCUUAAGUGUUUCAUAGAUUCUGGAUAAAUAGCUCCGCUAUGCAGAGUCUAAGACAUGGAAGGUGUCUAGGUUUAGCGAGAUGGGGCCAUUACUAUCGUGCUCGGAGUAAACUUCCGUAUAUUUUCAAUGCCUUGCCUCUUAGCGCAAGGAAAUCAUCUGUUUCUCAAAAUGGAGCCGGGUAAAGUGAGUGAUUGACCGGAGAGACCUCCGGUGACGAAACAACGACACUGGUACUCUGGGGAUAUUGAUACCUAGGAAGGAAAGAUUGUGAGGCGAGGUUGGUUGGUGGAAGUUUUAGCUCUUGCGAGGUAAUAGAAUUGUGAUUUCUUUGUCGGGUUGAACGAGUAUAAAUAUCUGGGUAGUUGCUAUCCUAGAGUUGGGAUGUCUUUUAUAUCCUUGACAGACUUCUUAAACUUAUAUUCUUAGAGCCCAUCUAAACGGAUAACCCAAGAUGAAGUGCUUGCUUAUUCUUAUUGUUUCGUUCUGCCUCCAAUCCAUCGGUGCGUUACCAGCCCCUGAUCCUCAGCCAAACAACGACCUUGUUCGAAGGGACAGCCUCCCGACUAGUUUCCAAUGGAGCUCCAGCGGCCCCUUGAUAGCGCCUAAGAGCGACAGCUAUAACAUUGCGGGAAUCAAGGACCCCUCGAUCGUUUACCACGGCGGCAAAUAUCAUGUCUUCGCCAGCACUGCCAAGGCAUCCGGGUAUAAUCUCGUCUACCUCAGCUUCUCCGACUUCAGCCAAGCUGCCUCGGCAGAGUUUCAUUACCUCGAUCAAACCCCUAUCGGCACGGGGUACCGCGCCGCACCGCAAGUCUUCUACUUUGAGCCCCAGCAACUGUGGUAUCUGGUCUAUCAGAACGGAAACGCCGCAUACUCGACUAAUGCCGACAUCGAUAAUCCGGCGGGAUGGAGCGCCCCCAAGAAUUUCUACAGUAGCAUGCCCAGCAUCAUCGAGCAGAACAUCGGCGACGGAAACUGGGUAGACAUGUGGGUCAUCUGCGACGCAUCUAAUUGCCACCUCUUCUCGUCCGACGACAACGGCCACCUCUACCGGUCUCAGACGUCCGUCGCCAACUUCCCCAAUGGCAUGGGCAACACCGUUAUCGCCCUGCAGGACUCAGAUCGCUACGCCCUCUUCGAGGCCGCCAACGUCUACAGCACCGGCGAUGGCAAGUACCUUCUCCUCAUCGAGGCCAUUGGCAGUGAUGGGGCGCGCUAUUUCCGCUCCUGGACCUCGCCUAGCCUUGACGGCAGUUGGACGGGUCUCGCAGAUACCGAAGCCAACCCCUUCGCUCGGUCGAACAAUGUGAAAUUCGACGGCAACGCCUGGACUAAAAGUAUUAGUCACGGAGAGAUGGUCCGCUCGCAGGUGGAUCAGACCAUGACGAUUAGCCCGUGUAACCUCCGCUACCUCUACCAGGGGAUGGACCCGAAUGCUAGCGGCGAUUAUAAUGCGCUGCCGUGGAAAUUGGGACUUCUGACACAGACUAAUUCGGCGUGCUAGCUUGGGCCUGCAACGGAUUCGGUCUGGCCAGCAUCUUGAUGGAGGCCGCCGGUGGAAUUUGAGGUUGACUUGUAAUGUCACUACAUAGUUCUCUUGAAACAUGGAUAUUCUUAGUUUGCUUUCAAGUGCAGUUCCGUAUUGCAACACGUGCAAAUCCUUCCACCCCAUACUUUUCGCCUUAAGCUCGGCAGUAUCCUGGACGGUCUAUCUCGGAAACACCAAUAAUCUGUUACGUAGUAGCGCCUAUCCAAGGGACCUCAGCGGUUGCAGGUCCUGGCUCUGGAGGGAAAUGCGUUGACAUAUGGAGAACCCACAACGGUAGUCUGUCGGAGCGUCAAAGGGAAAGUCCCUCGCGGCCUUUGGCUAAGGAUUUAGGAUUACCCAGUGCAAUUUCCUGUUUCGGGGCGGGGCUCUCCAUCUUCCUCUGGGGCUGACCUUGAGCUCGCUUGGUAUGCUCUUACUCUCUCGUGUAGAGACAUCUGCCGUCAUCGAAAGAUGUAGUAAUAGGCUCGUGUUACCG
Aspergillus melleus is the source of this 2507-nucleotide messenger RNA. RefSeq lists its product as uncharacterized. The transcript has a single exon. The record is from RefSeq and is a predicted model, not a curated record. Gene Ontology annotation, biological process: L-arabinose metabolic process. Lineage: Eukaryota; Fungi; Ascomycota; Eurotiomycetes; Eurotiales; Aspergillaceae. Gene Ontology annotation, molecular function: alpha-L-arabinofuranosidase activity. The coding region runs from base 935 to 1987 and encodes 350 amino acids.